This is a messenger RNA of Planococcus citri (citrus mealybug), 2221 nucleotides long. Its product is annotated as GTPase Era, mitochondrial. Bases 156 to 1337 code for a protein of 393 amino acids. The transcript has 6 exons. Gene Ontology annotation, molecular function: GTP binding; rRNA binding; ribosomal small subunit binding. Lineage: Eukaryota; Metazoa; Arthropoda; Insecta; Hemiptera; Pseudococcidae. Gene Ontology annotation, biological process: ribosomal small subunit assembly. The record is from RefSeq and is a predicted model, not a curated record. Gene Ontology annotation, cellular component: mitochondrial matrix.
GCGAGCUGAUAACAAUUAGGUAACAAUGAUAUUAAAAAUAAUAAUAAUAUCGAAUAAAAAGUGUAAAAAAGAUUAAAGAAAAAGCAAGCUAGAAAAAAUGUACGCCAAGUUGAUCGAGAAAUCUUGGCGCUAAUUAUUUACGUUCGAUCAUCUCGAUGUUUUUCGCCGCGGCGAAUUCGAAAUUCUGUUCGAUAGGGUAUUUAUCGCGUUCGCUUCUCAGUGCGCCCCGACCGCGAUGGUAUCCGUCGAAAUAUUACGUUCACAUAGGCGGGCGUCAGUCACUUCGUUUUCGCCUAAACAGAUGCAAAACGAGCGACGAAGACGAAAAAGUUUUGAAAGUAGCCAUAAUCGGCGUUCCAAAUGCUGGCAAGAGUACGUUGAUCAAUCAGCUAGUCGGUCGCAAUGUGUUCGCGGUCUCGCGCAAGGUACAUACUACUCGAUGCAGCGCCAGAGCAGUUCUAAUCAGCGACCGAACUCAAGUGAUAUUUCUCGACACACCCGGCUUGGUCAGCUUGAACGAAAGCGAAAAACAUCGGCUAGAAGAGUCUUUUUUAACGGACAGCGAAGAAGCGGUGAAAGAAGCGGAUGUUGUCGGCGUCAUUCACGACGUUUCCAAUACAUUUACACGACACCGUUUGUCAUCCAAGGUGUUGAGAUUGCUGCACCAAUAUUCUCUAAAACGCUCUUUUCUCAUUUUAAAUAAGGUAGACGCUAUGAAACAUAAGCGCGAUUUACUCGAACUAACGCAUCGUUUAAGUACUGGCCGAUCGGAUGCGAAUGUAGGACGAGAUUUGUUGACGCAAUCUGAAUUUCAAGAAAUUAUCGACAAGGAAGACGGUUGGCCGCAUUUCGAAAGCAUUUUCAUGGUGUCCGCUUUAAAUGGAGACGGCGUCGGCGAUAUUAAAAUGUAUCUGUUGAAUUCGGCCAUUCCGGGACCGUGGUUGUUCGACAAAACUACCGUUACCGAUCAGGAUGAGGUAACAGUCGUCGAAAACGUGGUAUUUUCCAAGCUGCUGGAAUAUCUGCCCAACGUGGUUCCGUACAACUUGAAAGCAACCUUGGAAUACCUAAAUCGAUCGCAAGAUGGUUCGGUCACGGCUAUCGUAUUAGUAGGAUGUAAGAAUUUGAGAAUGCAGAAAUUCAUCAUGGGCAAAGGAGGCGGACGUAUGAAAAAAAUCGCGCUGUCGGUCGAACAAGACCUGCGUAAAUACUACCUCAACGACGUUCGUGUCAAACUAGUUCUAGUAGAUGAAAGUCAGCUCGGCAACGACGACAAAAUUGGCCGAGAAUUUCUGCUCGAGCCCGGUGCAGCCGACACGCGGACGCGCAAAGUUUAACCGUCCAGCGGUCGAGCUCGAGCUACCGAGUACGACGUAUGUAAACACGAUCCCUCUGAUCCCACUAUAUCCGCUAUACCACUAUGAGAGAAACUGCGCUAUGCUCGAUUAUUGUACCAUCGAUUAAGCUGUAGGUUAAUAAAAAGGCGCGAGCUAUUUUCAAAACUUGCUUUUAUUCUUUCAUUUUAAAUUGUACAGAAUAACGACGUCGAUGCUGAUAAUUAAUAUUAUUAUUAUUAGGUAUUAUCGUUAUUAUUACAUACUCGUUACGACGACGGAAAUCAACAUCGGUAAAACGAUGACAAAGAUAAAGACUACAAAAGAACUGAACAUUUUUCGUAAAAUAACACGUACGCUACCGAAGCGAUUACGUUGUAUAAGGUAGUCUCCUUGACUUCUGUGUCUGAAACUAAGUACCACCUGUAAUUUGAAAACCACAAACGUGGAAAUUAAUACAACAUAGCGCGGCAUGCGAGUACAAACUAAGCGACGGCGCGGCACGGCGCCGAUGGCCAUUUCAAUUUCGGCGGCCAAAUACGUAGUUGUUUGCGAAGCGCCGCGCCGCGCCGUACGGUCAACCGUCCUAUUCUAAACUUGUAACUAUACGACAGCUGGCGACAGAGAAAAUACACGAGGCGACGACGCGACGCGUUGAAACGAAUUCGUAAAUCGGGAAAGCGGAAAGCGGUAAGCGGUUUUCAACGAUAAAAUUUCAAUAACGAACGAAAGUGCGUAACCGUUAGUAGGUAUACCUCGGAUCACUGCACCUGUGUUGUGUUUGAGAACCGGCAGUCCCUCGUCUGUACGUCAUGAAAUGGCCGUCGUUAUGACUGCCGCGAUGUACGAUUACAGCUUUCAGUCUAUACACGUGCUUGGCGGAAUUC